Molecule: messenger RNA, 8676 nt
Organism: Bursaphelenchus xylophilus (pine wood nematode)
Lineage: Eukaryota; Metazoa; Nematoda; Chromadorea; Rhabditida; Aphelenchoididae
Source: the annotation of a GenBank genome assembly
AUGGAUUCUGAAGGCCCAUCUACAUCGAUCCACAGUUCAGAACAGACAAGGAUCUACGUCGAUAAUUGUCUAGGGGCUUUGGCUGAGGUAGGACCUUCUCCUUGUUUAGUUUAAUGUGUUUUGUUUGAAAUGCGGCGUAGUUUUGAGAGAAAUGUUUUAUAAUUAGCUUUAUUAUGCUGUCUUUGAACUUUCAUUACAGUGUUUACUUUUACUUUUUUUGAGUUUAUAAAAAUGUGGGAUUUCCUCGGUAGAAGGUCAUGGAGAAUAUAAUUGACGGAAAACAUUGUGAUUUUUAGGUUCCAGCAACAUUUGACUAUGGAACAAUCAAGGUGAAGUUGUGUUCCGUCUCAUUAUCACAGAAUUUUGUUUCAAUCGGGUCUGAAUGUGGCGCUUUAUUCCUUUACAAUCGAAGAUUCAAACGGGCGUUGAAACCGUAAGUCCGAUUUGUGUUUUUUCUAUGUUUAGAUACAUUAGCAAUUCUUAAGACAUCCUUAACACAGCAGGCGGUGUGAAAAAGGAAUUUCCUUCCUCUGGAACAACCGAUUUUUUGAUAUUCUCCUUGACUUGGUACCUAAAAUUCUUUAACCACUCGAAUUCUUACUUUUCCUUCUUGUAAAAGUAAUCGAAACCUGAAAGAAUGACUCUGAAUGAUGUCGUUAAACUAAGUGUACUUUUUUUAGUCUCCGAACUACCUACGAUGAAGUGAUAACAGUUCAGAAAUGGUACCAUCAAAACGAAAAUGAAUAUCUGGCGAUCGGACACCGUUCCGGCAAUUUAAUUCUACUCUCAUUACCUUCAGCGGAUAAGAAAGUAAGUCGUUGGACCCUUAUUGACCUUGAAAUUUCGUUAAAACAGUCAAUACAAAGCGAUCUUCAUAAAUAUUACCCAAUAACAGCGUUGGAGUGGAGCAAGAAUGGAAAAUACUUGUUUUCAUCCGACGCUUCCGGUCUUAUCAUGGGGCUUUCAGUGGAUUUUGAUAAGGUAUGGAGUAGAGUGAAUUUCUAUCCUCUUUUUUGUCAAUUUUAGGAUACCUACACACCAAUUUUCAUCCAAAACAAUGGCAACCCCAUCAGAUUUCUAGCUUUUGAGCCGGAUUUCAUAAUUUCUGUGGAAACAAGGUUCUUCGAUGUGAUCCAGUUUGAGGAUAAUAUCACGACACAUAUUUCUCGUCAUGAUAUGGGUCAGAAAGUGACUGGAGUUCAGCUUUUUGAAGGGAUAUUAUCCAUGGUCCUAAGUGAUGGAAAAUUGAAGCGAUUUUCAUUGAAUGAGAAGAAGGUUUUAGAAACGAUUGAGUUGGAGAAGAAUACAAUUGAGUCGGCACUACUUCCUGAAGUUUUUGUUGGAGGAGAACAGCGAGAAGCUGCGUAAGUUUAGUUUUGUUAGUCAUGAAUAAGAUAAUUUUUGAUAAAGCGCAUUGUUUUACCCCGGGAAUGUUGUGUUUUAUUACUUCAAAUGUCAAAUUUUGAAGUCUGGAGGGAGUGGGACACAAUGAAUUUUUAUUUUUUCCUUCAAAUUAUAUUGUUUUAGACCAGCAACUUGGACCAAAUCGGAUUGGAAAUUCGCUGUCACAAAGUUUUACUCAAACUCUCAUAUCCUUCAAUACAGUCAACAUAGAGUCCAGCUACUCGAUAUUCAAAGCCUAGUCACUCCGGUACAGCUAUACGUCGUUGAUCUGCGUCUACAAUUACCGAAUUUGAAAGAUGUUGAAGUAAGUGUAAUAUAAACGGUCAUAGUUCAUAUUUGAGGUGAUCUCGGCGGAUUUUGACCUACGAACUGAGGAGACUAUGAUCUUGACGUCAACUCGCCACCUUCUCCGCCUAGGAUUUACCCCUCCGGACAAUCAAAUCACCGGCCAAAAUUCCAAUUCCACUCUUUUGUCGGCCUUCAGUUCGGUAGCCCAGAAGUCAUCGAAAAAGUUUUUUCAAAAGUUUACAAAGCCGGAAUACCAACAAAUGCCUGUCAGCCAGCUUCCCAACCUCCCGAAUCCACUCUCCGUCUCGUUCAGUGGCACCUUCCACAACUUUAUUAAUGUAGGUAUACCAAGUCUUAUAUUAGGUAUUUUGACCAUAAUUUUAACUGAUGUCUGAUAUUUUUAUGAUAGAAAUCGAACAUCUUUGACCUACUUGUUAUGUUUACAACAUUGCUUAUCAAAGAUUUGAAUGUGUAUUUACAAGAAUUUUCGAAACUUUUUGUUUUGAUGUAUGAGAAUUAUUGUUGUUUUGCGUCAAGUUUUCAGCGAAUUUUCAGAGCGAAAACAACAAACAGAUGUUUUCGAAUGUCCUGGAAAGCAUCGAACGCAUCGUGAGUCCAGAUAAAGCGCCCAUUCCCGAGGAACUCCACCUCAAUUUAAGCGACAGAGUAUCAGAUUCCGAGGAAGUUACCGAGGAAAGUGAAUUCGAAUCGGAUAAAAAGAGUGAAGGCAGUAGGAAGAGUGCGCAGAGAAGGACAGAAAUGGGAGUUGCGAGGGAAAGAGAGAAUCGCAAAAAUUCGAAUCAGGAAAAUGCCAAGGACAAUAUAAUUGGGCAGGAAGGUAAAAUAUGUGAUGAUGAUGGACUAUUGAAUGGUACAGAAGACACCUUGGACAGCGUGGGAAAUGGGGGAUUGGUCUUUGCAAACAGCGAUGUCAAGGAGCAUUGGAACGAGGUUGAAGUUGUCAGUGAAGGUAGGGUAAUAUGAAAAAUUUAAUAUUCUAUUAUAUUUUUGAUCUACAUAGAUUUUUUUUUGGUUUCUAUAACAAUUACAGUAUUUUUUUAGCAAUUAGGACCAGUUAAAAAAAUUUUUUGAAAUCUUUUUUAAUGGUGUUAUGGGUAACAUAAAAAAUCGAAAUUUUAGCCUCAGACCCAGUCGAAGAACCCGCUGAUAUUGUUGAGGACCACGGAAUUGCUGUUGAAGAGCCAAAUGUCGAAGUGCAAAGGAAAUUGAAAACAAUAACACGACCAAUUAAUAUUGAACAAGCUGAAGGAAAAGAGGAUGAAGAAGAAGAUUUUUUCAGAAGCUGUGAGCCCAGCACCUCAGCUAGUGUCCAAAAUAGCCUCUGUGAUGAGAAUCUGGAGUCCAUCUUGGGAGGUGGGUGAUUUAGGAGUGAAAUUUGAUUUUUGGCCGCCUAUUUGACAUGGAUAAUAUAAAAUGUUGUCCAAAAAGUCUGAUUUUGGAUAUUGUUUUAGCUCUGGCCUCUCAACGUUCCCUCUCUAAGCCGGAUUUGGCCUCUCCAGUCCCCCUGCCCAGCUGGACCCCCACUGAUCAUGGAUAUGGAGAUGAGAUUACGGUAGAAGAACCGGAAAUUAGAGUGGAAGAAGUGGCAGAAGAAAGUGUUCCUCUCAUAAUAACUGACCAGGAAACUAAAGAUAAACAUGAAUCCUUCUCAACCAACCUGGAUUCGGACUCAGAAUCGACCAGUUCAGAGUCCGAGAAAGUAGAAAUCGCUGAAGAAGCGGCCACAGAUUCGGAUGUGACAACUUUUUCGAACAUUUCGACCACAGCCACCUCGAUUUCAAUCAGCGUCCAUCAGAAUCCGGAGUAUCCGACCAUAACUCGCCUGGCCAAUCAACGCACGGAUGUCUGGAAUCGCAUCCCAUUACCGUAUACCUCUGGUCAUUUUGAUGUGACCAGGAAUUAUAUUGUGAUUUGUGGCACCAAAUCAAGACAGAAACCGCACUAUCGAAUGGUCGAGACCAUGGAAAAUGCGAUGCUAGGGGGAGAUUGGACUCCAAUCGGCUAUAAGGCCGAAAAAAUUGCGGUCAAUGGUAAGAAAUAGGGGUCAAAUAGGGAUGAUAUUUGGGGUAGAUGGAGGAAAAGGGUCCAUUUUUUAAUGGGACGAUGGUUUUGACUUCCAGACACCCUUCAGGUGAUUUUUUGAAGUGAAAAAAAACUGAAAAAUGGGAGUUUGAUUUUAAAAAAUUUUUAGCAGAAGUUUUAAGAAUGAAUUUUUUUCAAUCGUCAUUGCGAAGUUUAUGCGAUCGAGUUCCUUACAAUAUUUAUAUUUUCUGAAAGCCGGCUUUUUACUCUACUGCCGUGCCAAAUUUUAUCCUUCUUGCUCAAACGGCAAGCAAGUUAUGGAGAGAGAAAGCAAGCGCAUUCCGAAAAAAAAAUAGAAAAAGUCGCGGAGAUCGGUUUUGCCCUAAAAGUACAGAAUGCCGUGCCUCGGUAUUGAACGUAUUAGCCAUUUGUCCUCCGUAAUCAAUGUCACAUCUUUUCAGACUCGGGAACCCUCCUCUGGCGAGUGGAGAAGUCGAUUGCCCAUGCUCCGAUCAAGGUUGACCCCCUCUGCCCCAACUCAAAACACUGGCUGGAACAAGCGAACGAAGGCAAGAUCCAUGAAGUCUCGCUCACCGAGAGAACGGCCUGGUACUUGACGGACAAAGGACCGUUUGUUCAAAUGAACCUGCCAGAGAUGGGCAUCUUGUACAGGGCUGAAUGCCCCUUUGAAUUGGAGCAAAUAACAGCCACGGAGCAGGCGGUGUGGGCUCUAAGGAAGGGCACUGGCAGUAUUGUGGUCAGAGUGGGCUUGAAACAUUGCCCGAUGGGACUGGAUUGGGUGGAGGAUAGGUGGGCAUGUUAUACUUGAUAUUAGACUGGAAAAUAAUUUGGGAAAUUUGCUUUUGAUAACUGUAAAUUGAAUUUUCUUUUAGCAGUUACACUCUGGCUGGACCGUCGACCUUUGUCAGUAUUUGUUUGUUCGAAACGACCGCAUUUGGACUUGAUGUUAAUGGAGAGUUGUGGCUGUGUAAUGGAGUAGAUGAAAACAAACCGUUUGGAGUCGGCAAGUGGUAUCAGGUAGGGAGAAGCUCGGAAAUUAGAAGUUAAAUGCCCUCUAAUUUUUUAAAGAUUGAUCUAGAUGGCACAUAGAUUAAUUUAUGAUGCAAAAAAUUGUGUUUUUAUCUACAAUUUUGAGGCGAAUUACAUUAUUUUCACUAUGAAUUCCAGGUCUGUUCCCCCACAAACCUAAUGCCCACAUCCCAAAAGAAAUCCUUCCUCCCCAUCCCCCAAUGGCGCCUUAAAAUUUCAUCCGCCGGGGUCUUCAUCAACGUCGGCAAGUAUAUCCUCAGUUCCCGGCAACCACUCACCGCAAACAUCUUCAACAAAGCCAUCCCCGCCAGGCUCUCCAUCCAUGACACAUUUUUGUUCAUCGCGGCCUCGGGAUACGUGGGAGAAAGCAACGAUUUUAUCUUUGUGGGACAACCCAACUCGGAUCUGUUUGCCUUCUCGGCCAGUCAUCGGAAUCUGACGUCCUUGCCGGGCUUUGGCGAGGACUCCACGGUGACAGCACUAACCGCUGCCAGGGAUAGAUUAUAUGCCUUGGAUUCGUGUGGAGUGGUACAUGUUCGGGAUGGGAUUAAUGCUCAGUUGACGCCAAGAGGAACGGAAUGGACCAAACUGGAUACGGCUGGACUUGGUAAGAAGUUGGAAGGGAGUUAGAGGCGAUUUAUAUUACUUUAGAUGACUAGAGAUGAGGGUUGGAAAUAUGGAUUUUUAGAGAUGGUUUUGAAAUUGCUGAAAAAAUAGGAAGCUUAUAUUUUAUGGCUAUUUGAAUUGUAUUUUACCUCUGAAACUUUUUAGAGUCCCCGGUCAUCUCCUUCGCGGCCUCCUCGGCCUCUUUAUGGGCCAUCACAGCAGAUCAAAAAAUAUUUUUCUCCUCCCAAUCCUCAAAAGCUUCGUUCACAAACUGGAUGAGUGUUCCGCCUCCAGCCUCCGCCGAGAAUAUCGACAUAAUUUGUUGUUCUCCCGCCGGCAAAUACGUCUGGAUUUUGUCCUCCCUUCUCGGCCAAGCCUGGGCCCGCUUUGAUCGGCAAGAUAAUGGAUAUGGAUUGAAUUCGAAUGGGCCCGACUGGACCCAAGCAUGCCCAGAUGUGAAGCUGGCCAACUUGGCAAUUGCUGACAACGCGGUCUAUGCCCUCGAGGCAAAUACGAACAGAUUGUACAGACUGAGAGCGUUAUCGGCCGCGAAUCCGGCUGGAUUGUAUUGGAAAUCACUCCCCGAGAAGUUGAGAGCCAUCUCGGUGGACGCGUUUGAACAACGAUUGUGGGGAUUGGACAUGAACAAUUGUUUGGUCAAACAUGAGGUUUGUUUUUGAGAUAAGUAAUAGGUGGAAUAAGGCUAGAAAAAAAGGAAAUUUAUUGAUCUAAGAGGGUUGAAACCGAAGGGGGAAUCGAACCUGGCAGUUAAAAAACUCAUGUCUUUUUCCAGUUGAGUCGAUUUUAAAAUCCAAAAAAGGCAAAAAAUUUCUGCAGGAAGUGGGAUUCGAACCUACGCAUCGAUAACGAUACUAGACUUGAUUUAACGGGAAAUUCAAUUUUCUUGUUAAAAAACUUAUCUUUAAUGUCUUUACGACCGGUCGAUUGUGUUUAAAAGCGCAAACAUUCUUAGUUUCUAGGCGGAAUCGAACCACAGGAUUAAAAUUAUUAGACUUGCGUAUUUUCCGACCAGUCGAUUUCAUAAUUCAAAUCGAAGGAGGCAAAAAACUUCUGCAGGAAGUGGGAUUCGAACCCACGCAUCGAUAACGAUACUAGAACGCUCUGAACCGCCGUUUCCGACGAAGCUUUUCGCUUGAGUCUAGCGCCUUAGACCACUCGGCCAUCCCUGCACGCUUUGUUUAGUUUUCAUAUCGCCUUUCGGUUUUUUACACGCAGUGUGUAACGUAUUAAUUUUUGAUUUGAAAUUCAAUGAUGUCGAGAUUAAAAGGAGUUUUUGUUUGCAUUAAUUCCGAUUUAUCGGUGGAAAUAGUCUAGUGGAUCAAAAAAUACAAAAAAAGUAGAUCAGGAAGACCCGAUUUGGUAUCAAAAAGUAUGAAAAAAUAAGGAGGAAUUUUUUUUCGCCCGCAAAUGGACUUUUCGAUGCCCGCAAAUUUUCGCGGUUCGCGACCGCAAAUUAAAUCGAAAUCUGCCCGCACUUUUUCUGCCCGCAAAUUAUAAAAAUGUUAUGAAACGCCUGGAAUAUGGAUAAUUAGUCAAAUAUUUGUAUAAAUACGGUGUAAUUAAUAAAUUUACAUAUGUAAAAGUGCAUUUGACAAAAAAUUUUUUGAGAAGUGUUUCUAAUCCAUGAUUUCUGGGAUAAAAUUUCAAAUAACGGAAUGAUACCAUGUUUUUGGACAAAGCUGAUGAAUAUGGAGUCCAAACAAGUUGUUAUACAGGGUGUUUCAAGAAAUUCCCCGGAAAGUAAUCGUCGAUUUCUUAGCGCUCAGUCAAGAUAUCCAAAAAAAUUCUUUUGCAUAAUAAAGAAGAAUAUGGGCGGUUUUUUGCUUGUGAAAAUAAUUUUCUCCGUCAACGCGGAAAGCAGUGUAUUCGGCGGAGACUUUCGGGCGCUUUUUUGGUCAUCACACGAAUUUUUAAUGCUUUAUUCCGACACUGAAGCAUUCAGAAAGUCUUCAAAUUUUUUGCACAAUGCUUGAUUUGGAAAAAUUUUUUGAUUUGCGGUCAUCCAAAAAUUUUUGGAACUUUUUUUGCCCGCAAAUUUAAAUUUGAACAUUUCAACCAAAAGAUCGGUAUUAAUGGUCAUAAAACUUGUCAUAAUGGCACUAUGAGUCUAAUUUUUCCCAAUGCAACAAGUUUUAGUUGAUUUGGAAGCCUUUUUUGAUUUGCGGUCAUCCAAAAAUUUUUGGAACUUCUUUUGCCCGCAAAUUUUAAUUUGGAUUUUUCUACUGAAAAAUCGGUGUCACUGGCCGUAAAAAGUGUCGUAAUGUGGCUUACGGAACUCGUUUUUUCAUCACAACUACUUUCGAUUGAUUUAGAAGCUUUUUUCAGAUUUGCGGGCAUUCAAAAAAUUUUAGAACUUUUUUGCCCGCAAAUAUUUUUUCUGUCAAAAAUCCGUUUUCCUGCAAACAAAUUGGCCUCAAAUUACCACAAAAUGAUCAUAGUGCCUAAUCUUGUCGUAGUAAUCAAAAUUUUUUCAUUACGGUGGCUUACGAAAGGUUUUGGAGCAUUUUUUUAUUUGCGGGCAUCCAAAAGUUUUCAAACUUUUUUGCCCGCAAAUUUAAAUAUGAACUUUUCUACUGAAAAAUAGGUGUCACUGGUCGUGAAAAGUGUCAUAAUGUGACUUAUGGAAGAUAACAAUGAAGAUUUUUACAUUGGUAAUGCCUGAGGACCCGAUUUUCCGAUCUGCGGGCAUCGAAAAGUUCGUUUAGACAAAAAAAAGUUUUGUUCAGCCUUUAUAACAACUCGAUUUGGACUCCAUUUUCAUCAGCUUUGUCCAAAAACAUAGUAUCAUUCCGUUAUUUGAAAUUUUAUCCCAGAAAUCAUGGAUUAGAAACACUUCUCAAAAAAUUUUUUGUCAAAUGCACUUUUACAUAUGUAAAUUUAUUAAUUACACCGUAUUUAUACAAAUAUUUGACUAAUUAUCCAUAUUCCAGGCGUUUCAUAACAUUUUUAUAAUUUGCGGGCAGAAAAAGUGCGGGCAGAUUUCGAUUUAAUUUGCGGUCGCGAACCGCGAAAAUUUGCGGGCAUCGAAAAGUCCAUUUGCGGGCACCGAAAAGCACGUCCUAAAAUACGACUGAGAAUAGUGUAUUAAUUUUUCUUCAGAUCCAAAUCUUCCCCCGAUCCUGUCUCGCACAACCAAACAAUCGCGAUUCUUCUUCAACUGUCAGUUCCGAGCCCAGAUUAUUCAAAGUUUUUGAUGAUGAACAGCCUUCCUCGUCCAUUGGAUCUGAUUGGUUUGACGCUGAGAAGGACAGACAUGAACCUUGA